CUUUUUUCUCAUAUAAUGAUAAAGACCCAUGAAUAAUGCUUGCAUGAGUAUGUGUGUUUGUGUGUCUAUAUGUUUUGAUCUUAUCAUCAAAAAAAUUUGUAUACAUUUAACCUGAGCUGUCCUUGAAGACUAGGAACAAAGAUGAUCAUAUGUUUGUGUGUAUAUAAAUCAUUGGUUAGAUUGAUUGAUUUGUAAAGUUGUGUUGGUGGUGUACGUGAUUUUCGGAGUAAAUGGUCCGAUAUAAAAAAAAUACAUAAAUACUUAAAUAGUCAUAGGUAAAACACAUGUAGUCAUCAUUUGUUUUGGUUCAUUUGCUCAUUUUAGACGAAACAAAAAAAAAUUUAUUUUUUAAAAAUCAAAAUGAUUUGUCAGCAAACAUUUAAUUCAUCAUCAUCUAUGUUGAUAUUGUCGUUGCUGUUAUUAUUACCCGUUAUAACAUUAUCAAAGACGAUAUCCAGAAGAGCAAGCGAACAAGAAUCUGAUGCCGAUGAUGGUAUUAUGGAAUAUAAUGAUUGCGGUAUAGGCAAUUUACGACGACUAAAAGUGAUGGGUUGUGAACCUGAUGAAGAGAUGCGUAGCCGUUUUUGUUUAUUAACACGUGGUUCAAAUGCUUCAUUGGUAGCAAAAUUUAUUGCAGAUGGUGAUUAUCCAACGGUGUCAACCGAUGUACGAAUAAAAAUCGGUUUCCUAGAGUUUGGUUAUCCACCAAUCGAAUAUGAUGCUUGCCUACAUUAUGUUGCAUGUCCGUUGCAUAAAGAUGAAUUGAGUGUGGCUCGAGUUAUAUUUCCCAUACCUAGUUUUUCUCCAAGAUUUGCAAACAUGUUGAUUACUGCACGUCUUUAUGGACCGAAUAGCGAAUUGAUUGUCUGUGGACAGGCAAGAGCCGGAUUGAUUUGAAUACACAUAAAGAAAAAAUGAAACUAAAAUCUUUUUCUGGUUCUUCUCUAUCUCUGUCGUUUUUGUUUUAAAGUGUAUCUAUAUGCAAUCCUAAACCUACUUAAACAUCAUCAUUUUAUUGUCAGCAGUUAAUCAUUUUGUAUUGUAUACAAAUGGAUAAAUUAUAUCUUUCCUUUGAUAAUCACAUAUCAUAAAUAAUAAUUUUUUUUUCGAUUAAAAAAUGUUUUUGAAAAAAAA
Dermatophagoides farinae (American house dust mite) is the source of this 1134-nucleotide messenger RNA. RefSeq names its product mite group 2 allergen Gly d 2.02. The record is from RefSeq and is a predicted model, not a curated record. NCBI's taxonomy places the organism in Eukaryota, Metazoa, Arthropoda, Arachnida, Sarcoptiformes, Pyroglyphidae.